This is a messenger RNA of Letharia columbiana, 666 nucleotides long. RefSeq lists its product as uncharacterized. Bases 1 to 666 code for a protein of 221 amino acids. The record is from RefSeq and is a predicted model, not a curated record. The transcript has a single exon. Lineage: Eukaryota; Fungi; Ascomycota; Lecanoromycetes; Lecanorales; Parmeliaceae.
AUGAUCGCCUCACUGCUCCUCGCUCUGCUUGCCACUGCUGAGGCCAUCUGGUCGCCCCCGGUCUGGCCACCUGUUAUAAAACAACCCUAUUAUUGGGGCGACGUGCUAAAUAUCACGAAAUGCUACUGCCAAGGCCUAAAUGAAGACAGGAAUGUGGGUCAUUACUACCAAUUCGACUACCGGAACUAUCACAAUGAGCAAGAAUACACGUUGGCAUGGACAUGCGACUCCGAUGUCCGCACUACAGGCUGGGGGACGAUCGGCUCCAAGCGAAUUGAUUUCCUGGUGCCAGACUGCUGGAAUGCCCAUGAUUUAUGGAGGAAAGAGAAACGAAAAGAAUGCAGCAGGUCUAACAUUGGGGAUACUUUCUGCUUUGAACUCGGGAACACUCGCGAUCCCUACGACUAUUACUACUUCAACGGGCAGAAGAGAGGGUUGCCAAACUUCGGUAUCAGGGAGUUUCCCCCGGAUGAAUGCGCUGCUUUAUGCCGGGACAAGGUGGGUGGGAAGAUUGUUGCGAGUAAGUGCAAAUUUCGGGGCACACCCUCCGUCGUCGAACCUUUGGUAUUGAGCGGAGUCUCGCGAACGGUUUCAAGCCCAAGCCUGUCUUAUAACGUCGGCAUUUUGCCUCAAAAAAACUAUGCUGACUCCGAAAUGUCUAGGUGA